CGGCGUGCGCGGAGUGAUCUGGAGCACGGACUACACCCAAGGCGCUGUCUCGCUUCACAUCGGCUUUUCUUCCCUCAGCCCCCCAAAAAGCAGAUCGCGGCAGCACGCAGCUAGGCGCUUUUUGGAGAGGCGAGGCUCGAAUCGGCGUCUUUAAACCUUCUUUAACCUUCAAUCCAUCCAAAGAGUCUCAGUAAAGCUCCGUAAUAUCUCUUUGUUUACAAAUUGCAGCAAACAUGUCUUGGCAAAGCUACGUGGAUAACCUGAUGGCCGACGGCAGCUGCCAGGAUGCCGCCAUUGUCGGCUACUCGGACGCUAAAUACGUCUGGGCAUCGUCAGAAGGGGGCACUUUUAGCGGUAUAACGGCCGACGAAAUCGAUGUUAUAGUCGGCAAGGACCGGGAGGGAUUCUUUACCAAUGGGCUGACCCUAGGGAAAAAGAAGUGCUCUGUGAUCAGAGACAGCCUGCAGGCUGAUGGCGACUGGACUAUGGACAUCAGGACGAAGAGUCAAGGUGGAGAGCCGACAUACAACGUUUCCAUAGGCAGAGCUGGCAAAGUAUUGGUUUUAGUCAUGGGAAAAGAAGGUAUCCACGGAGGACAGCUCAACAAGAAAGCAUUUACCAUGGCUGAUUACCUGAGGAGAGCUGGAUACUGAAGCAGCCCCCUAUCCAUCCACACAGCAGCUCACUGUAACAUCCUACCAUCCCUUUAUCCCUCCUUGUUUUCUUUUUUUUUUUUUUUCUUCUGCCUUCACAGCACUACAGAUACUUAGUGGAUGCAUCAUCGUCUAUCCGUUCCCUUUAUUUUUUAUUUUUUAUUUUAAACGUACACUAUUUCUCCUUCCUUUUUAUUUAGCAUAUCUAUCCCAUUCCCAUUUCCCUCAUCCUUCCAUAUUAGUGCCACAAAAAAAGCAUGUUCAUUUUACGAAGGCUUAAAACAAAAACACAGUACUGUACAUACAUAAAGCAUUUAAAACGAUAAUCGGGCUUUUCAAAUUUUGCAUAAACGAAUAGUCACUGUCCAGUUUUCCUGAGGCGCUUAUCUAGAGGUCCGUCGAUGCCGCUCGAGUGCUUUGAGCCUUGCUGAGCUGUCGGUCUUCCCCUAGCGACUUCUUUUUUCUUUCCAGCAUGGCAAGGAUGGUUUAAAAAAUGCAUGCAUAUCUCUUUUUAGCUCAAGAUCAUUAAACGACUAACUACCAUAUACACUACCGGUGUCGUCCAAAAAAAAAAAAAACGCUAAUAAAAUGAUCAAUUGAACCUCACUACAUAAUUCUUGCCCUUAUACCUGUGACCCAUUUUAUUCAAAUACAACAUCCAAUGCUUUUACUGUUGUAUCUGGAUGUGGUGUUGUGAGUCCUUGAUGUAAUGUUGGACUUUUUUUUUUUCUUUUCUUUUCUUUUCUUUUUGAAUGUGAUGGCAGAUCAGCAUUUACAUCUAGCUUUAAAACAAAAAUCCCUUCUGGACUCUUAAGGACAUUCCACCGCUAAUAUAGCCACAUAGCAACUUAUUUACCAGCUAGUGAUUUUGAUUUAUUGUUCUCUUUUGCUUUUUUUUUUUUUUUUUUUUUUUUUUUAAAGCACUGCCCUUCUGAUGUAACUCUGGUUUGGUGUCCAGUCAUUAUAGAUAUAUAUAUAUAUAUUUUUUUUUCUCCAGUAGGACCAAUUUUCUUUCCUGCAUUUUGGAGGAUUAACAGAUUAUGGAAGGACUGACUGCUAGCUUCAUCUGUUCGUAGAACACUAAAUGAAACAUUUCAAAUGCACAGUUUUAACGCUAACCUCUUGACGAUUCACUAGUUAACGGACGCUAUCCGUGUCCUGGGGAGGGAUUACCAAGCUCUAAUCUAAUGUUAACUACCCUGUAUUCUUUUCUUCCUUACGAUGAACGUCUCGAAUAGAUGAAACGGCAGUCUUAUCGUUGACCUUAAAUCCUUUAACCCCUUUUUUUUUGUCUGUUAAUCCUGUCAUGUUUUCAAAUGACUAACGUCAUUUGUGCUUCAUUCGACUGCGAUGUAUCAACUUGUCAUAGCACGGUACAAAUAUUUCAUCAAAUAGGCAAAAAAAAAAAAAAACACAAAGAAGUAACUGUGUACACUAAAUUUUCAUGGGUUAUGGUGGUAAUAGUUAAAGAAGAAAAAAGACCACUAGUCAGUUGUAUUGUUAACUUUAAUCAAAAAGAAAAAAAAAAAAAAAAAGCAGUGUAUCCUGUGCCAUAAUGUAGAUCUGAUCUGUUGCUACUGUGAGAUGGAUUUUAAAACCGCUGCCUUGUAAGGAGUCGAUUUGCGAAUGGCACCUUCUUUGGGAUAUCUGACAAAAGUUUUCAAACUCUCCAGGGCUUGUGGAAUAUGUACAGAUUAAAGUGAAACAUGUCAACAAAUCCAUGUUCAUUUCUCUCCUUUCUUUCAUUGCACCCGAUUUAUGACCUUCAAAUCCUGACCAGCCGAUAUAUCUAUACAACCCUAAAUUUUUGUGUGGAAAAUGCCAUGAAUUAACCACCUUGUUUACAGACAGAUCAAAUAAAUCUAUUUCAACCAGAA
Molecule: messenger RNA, 2530 nt
Organism: Tachysurus fulvidraco (yellow catfish)
Lineage: Eukaryota; Metazoa; Chordata; Actinopteri; Siluriformes; Bagridae
Gene: pfn2a
Product: profilin 2a
Exons: 3
Coding region: 234-653 (139 amino acids)
Biological process (GO): actin cytoskeleton organization; positive regulation of actin filament bundle assembly; regulation of actin filament polymerization
Cellular component (GO): cytoplasm
Molecular function (GO): actin binding
Source: RefSeq, a predicted model, not a curated record